AUGGCUGAUAUUGAAGACAUGGCAGAAAACAAAACAAAAAUAAAUGAUGAUGUCGACAAAGUAGCUGAUGAACAACCACAACAGGCAACUAUUGAAUCAGCGAUUACUGAAGAAACAAUUGGCAAAGAACGUCAAAAUGAUACUAUUACUAAUAUUCAUACAUUUGUCUUCGAUAUUUUAGCAUUUUUUUCUAAUGUUCAACCAAGUCUCAUUGUUGAAUAUUGUCAAGAAACAAAAAAUGAAUUAGUUCUUUUUUCUAUGAAUUUCGAUCAACAAAAUCUCGAUCUAAUGAUAAAUCUCGAAACAAUCCUAUUUAGUUAUUUACCGUCAAUAGAAAAAGCAGACGAAUGGGAUAAAUUAAAUCUAUUCGAUGAAAAAACUGCUCAAGUAAAAUCGAACUUAAUCUAUCAAACCAAACGAACUGCUGAUUUUUUUCUCACCAUUCAUCAAUCAUUCGUCGAUUGUAUUCAACUACAAAAAGUGCCUAUGCGUUUAAGACACGAUACACAAGAGAUUAUUAAUCCAAAUACAUUGCUACGCUUUAUUCAAGAUACAGAACUAGUUCAACAAGCCGAAGAAACGAUUAUUGAAUGGAUGAAAGAGAUUAACAGUUUCUAUCGAAAGCGAACAUUAGUUCGACAGCUAUCAUCUGAUUCCGGCCCCUUAGACGAAAUCAAAUAUUGGAGAGAACAAGUUGUACAAUUAAAUCACAUCAUGAAUCAACUUCGUCUGCCUUCGAAUCGAGCUGUUAUCUAUCUACUUAAUAUUGCUGCAAGUGCACGUUCGCUGGAGUGGAGAGAAAUCGAUAAGAAGUUAACACAAAGUAUUAAUGAAGCGCGUGAUCAUUAUAAAUUUUUAAUGAUUGUGGCUAAACAUAUUGGGCCACUCUAUCGCAAUGAUCCGCGUGAAAUUCAAGAAACUCUCAACAGUCUUCUCAAUACUAUUGUUCUCAUUAACUCGUGUUCGGAAUUCUAUUCUAAACCAGAGAAAAUUGCUAGUCUACUUGUGUCUAUAAGUAAUCAAAUGGUUAUUUGUUGUAAAGAUUAUUUAACCAAUGAACACACAAUCGAUAUUCGAACACUUGACCGAGACGAGUUGUUGAAACGUAUUGAUUAUAUUCAAAGUUUACAUCAAACAUAUCGAGACUUAUUUUUAAAAACAAAACAAAAAAUUGAAAAUCACUAUUUAAAUAAAACCAAUGAUUACCUUUCAGAAAGCCAUUUGCUUGGUCAAUUUAGUUUUCUUAGUCAACGUUUGUCGAGACUUCGUGAAAUAAUCGAAUCAUUUGAAAUCUAUUCUCUUCUCUCAAAAUCACGAAUGGAUGGUUUUGAACAAAUAACUUCGGUGUAUAAUAAAAUUCGAGCAGAAUUUUUAACAUUUAAAUUUAAUCUAUUCGAUCCGAAUGAUACACAAUUUGAUUUAUUUUACAGCCAAUUAAAUCAUACUCUUUGUGAUAUUGAUCAAAAACUCUAUCAAAUAUUAGAUAAAGAUCUUCAUCGUAUACUUCACUCGCCUUCACAUCAUUCCUUUAAUGCGUUAAAAUUACUCGCACGUUACGAAAAUUUACAUAUAAAAUUUUUUGAUUCGACCGAGUUUUUAAUUGACAUUAUUCAAUGGUACGAAAAAGAAGAACUUGAAAAAGUUAAAAUAAUUUAUAAUCAAUGUCGAACGACGCCACCAAUCGAACGAGAUCAUCCUCCUAUAAUCGGUCGACUCCUAUGGGCAAGACGAAUGUAUCAACGCAUUCGAAUGGCCUAUGUUGAAUUCAUUAAACGAGUUGAAUUGAAAGAUAAUUUAAUUAUGAAAAAAAUUACAGAAAAUUUUCUUAUGAUUGCAAAUGAAUUUUCUAUUUACGAACUUCUCUAUCAUCGACAUUGGUACAAUACGUUAUCUGAUGUUGUCAAUCUCAUGUGUAAUCCACUUCUUGUUCGACAAAAUCUCAUUCGACAGUUAUAUAUUAAUUAUGAUCCAUUUAUUGAUGUUGUAUUACGCGAAUGUGAAUUACUAGCACGAUAUUCAAUUGCAAUGCCAGAUUUAGGAUAUAAAUUGUUAUUAGAUAGAACGAGAAUUCGAUUUUAUUACGAAAGAUUAAAGAAAUUACUCAAAGAUUUUUCCAUCUUAAUGGCUAAGGCACAUCCGACAAGUUAUGAAUUGGUAGAAAAAGUGAUGACACAAGUGGAUAGUACCCUUUCAAUUGGUUUAAAUAAUCUGAAUUGGCUAUCAAAAAAUUUAGAUGAAUUAUUUCUGCCAGCUGAGGAAAAAAUUUCUUUAAUGUCGGAUUUUCUCAGUCAAAUAUCAUCAUUAAUUAUUCAUCGAAUAGAAGAGCCGAUUAAUGAAGUAUCACGUUUUGAAAUCCUUGAAUUUCCUGAUGAUUCAAUUGAUUUUAAACAAUUUGUUCAUGAUAUUCAGCAAGAAAUUAUAUCGAAAGCGGAAAAACUCAAUUCACUUUCAAUGCAAAUCGAAUCAGCUGUUUUACAUGUCAUUCGAAUGUUUUUUGAUAAAGCUGGCUAUAGAUCAAAACCAUUUGAACAGAAACUCGGAGAUAUUGAUCUGAUGCAACUUUCAACAAUGCAACGAUUAACAAUACAAAUGUUUGUUCAAGAUACAACAAAAUCCGUGCGAAAAACAAGAAAUCCAACUCAAUUUAUUCUUCCACCAUCGAACGAAUGGGAACGUUUUAAUGAACUUUGUAAUGAAUUUCUUAGUUCAUUUGAAGCUCGUUUAAUCGAAGCAUUAACAUUAUGUGCUAAAAAUACAUUUGAAAUGAUUAAAAUUCGAGCUAAUCCAACAAUUCAAAUGAAACCUCGAUUAAAAAAACUUCGACUGUAUUCUCUUGAUACCGUCGACGCAAAUAUCGACCGAAAAGACAAUAGAAAACAUCCAUUAAUAUCAACACAUAUUGAAUUACAUUCUUCUAUGAUUAUAUUAAAUCCAAGUAUUGAUGAAAUUCAACAACUCAUGCAUCAUUUAGUGAAUUAUGUUUUAAAUAUUUUUCAUGGCGUACGGAAAUGGGGUGAAGUACGACAUGUUGAUAGUAAACUUAUACACAAUUAUCCAAUGCAUGAUUUUUCGGAUUUAUUACCAACAAAUGGCACUUUAGAAAUAGACAAAAUUCCUGAUGAGAACGAAGAAAAUUCCAGAUAUAUUCAACAAGCCAAAACGUAUUAUAAUACGAUAGCAAAUAAUAAAGAAUUAACUAAAUUAUAUCAAAAUAUUGGAACAUUUUUUGUUGAAAAUAGGAUUCGAUUCGAAAAAGAAUUAGAAGAAUAUUAUGAAUUUCGUGACUUAUGGGAAAUGAAUAAGAUAAAUCAAGCGAAAAAAUUCAUUUUAUCAAAUCCUGCAUAUGCUUCUGUUCGUUCGAUAUUUGCUGAUUUCGAUGACACACGAGAUUCGAUCAAACGAAUAAGCGAAUCAAAAGAUGUUGAUCCAUUGCGAUAUUUAACAACGAAAUUGAAAUCAAAUUUGCUUGAUGAAAUUCGACAACUUGAAUUAAUAUUUGCAAAAUAUAUUCGAAUACACUACCGAAUGAAAUUUUUGAGCAUUAAUGAUUUUUUCAAGAAAACAGAGCCACGGUUAAAUCGGCAAUUAAGAGAUCUCGACGAUGUACGAUUUGUUAUUAAUGCACUUGAUACACUGAAAGAAAAUUUCGUAUCCGUUGACCAUACAAUUGAACCAUUGGAGGAAGUUUACAAUUUAUUCAAACGUUAUUCGAUUGAUAUUCCACAAGAAGAACAAAUGGCAGUUGAAAUGCUUCGCAGUACUCAUGAACGACUUCUAAAACGUGCUAAACAUGUUACACAUGACCUGGCCAAUGCUCAGCAAUCAUUUCUCGACCGUUUUCUAAUUGAUAAAAAACAAUUUCAAGAUGAUGUUGCAGAUUUCGUAGGAGAUUACGAUCAUAAUGGCCCUAUGAUUGAAGGUUUACCAGCUCAAGAAGCAAGUGAUCGUUUAACUAAUUUCGAAUCACGUUUUAAUGAUUUGUGGAAACGCUAUGAAACGUUUGUAGCUGGUGAAGAAUUAUUUGGUUUAGAUAAAACUGAAUAUAUUCAUUUACAAACAAUUAAAAAACAACUCAAUUAUCUUAAACGUCUAUAUGGUCUUUAUAAUGAUGUUAUAAAAACUAUGGAAAUUUAUUAUGAAACAAAUUGGAAAGAUUUUCAUAUUGAGCAAGUUACAAAUGAAAUGCAAGAAUUUCAAAGUAAAAUGAAAAAACUGCCGAAAGGUUUAAAAAAUUGGCCAGCUUAUAGUGAAUUAAAGAAGAAAUUAGAUAAUUUUAACGAAUGUUUACCAUUGCUUGAACUAUUAAUUAAUCCAGCGAUGCAGUCUCGUCAUUGGGAACGAAUAGAAAAACUAGCUAAAAUUGAAAUUCCACAUAAUGAUUCAACUAUAUUCUCAUUAAAACAUGUUAUGAAUGUUCCAUUGAUAAAAUAUCGUGAAGACGUUGAAGAUAUAUCAAUAACAGCACAAAAAGAACGUGAUAUUGAAUCAAAAUUACUUUCGAUAGAAUCCGAAUGGCGUCAAAGAGAAUUUAAAUUCGCGUCACUUAAAAAUCGUGGCGAACUUCUAUUACGUGGACAGGAAACGUCUGAAAUACUUUCAGCUAUUGAUGAUUCAAAUCUGAUUUUAGCUGCACUAGCAUCUAAUCGUUAUAAUACAUUUUUUAAAACUCAACUACAAAAAUAUAUUGCUGAUCUAGCUAUCAGUGCUGAAAUAUUAACAAAAUGGAUGCAGGUGCAAAAUCUAUGGAUCUAUCUAGAAGCGGUAUUUGUCGGUGGAGAUAUUGGAAAACAAAUGCCACAAGAAGCACGACGUUUUGCUAAUGUCGAUAAGACGUGGAUUAAAUUAAUGUCAAAAGCAAAGGAAAAUCCAAAUGUAUUAUCAUGUUGUACAACCGAUGAAACAUUAUUUCCAUUGUUGAAUAAUAUGCUUGAACAAUUAGAGCUUUGUCAAAAAAGUCUAGCUGGCUAUUUAGAAGCGAAACGUGGUGUUUUUCCUAGAUUUUAUUUCCUAUCGGAUCCAGUUAUGCUUGAAAUUCUCGGUCAAGCUUCAGAUCCAACAAAAAUUCAACCCUAUCUCAGUUCAUUUACUGAAGCUGUAAAAUUUGUCGAAUUUCAUACGAAAGAAACUGACCGUAUUUUAUCAAUGAUAACGAGAGACGAUGAGAAAAUUCCAUUGUAUAAAGAUGUCAUAGCAAAAGGUCAAGUCGAAGAAUGGUUAAAUGACUUUAUACGAACACAUCAAAAAACCGUUCAUCAAUAUAUUCGGCGUAGCAUAGACAAAAUGACUUACGACGAUUUUGAUUUAUAUAAAUUUAUUGAACAAGAAAUAGCUCAGUUAGGUCUUUUAAUUAUUCAAAUCGUUUGGACAAAAAGAAGCGAAAAAACAUUACAAGAAGCAACCAAUAAUAAAAAUCUAAUGAAUGAAACAAAUAAAUAUUUCUUAGAUAUGCUCAAUCAAUUUAUUGAUAAGACAACUUAUGAUCUAACGAAAUAUCAACGAUUAAAAUAUGAAACAUUGAUAACUAUUCAUCUUCAUCAGCGUGACAUUUUUCACGAACUCUAUCAAACAGGAAUACGAUCGGACUUAGAUUUCGAUUGGGCUAAACAAUGUAGAUUUUAUUUUCGAGAAGACGAAGAUUUACUUGUCGUGAAAAUUACGGAUGUCACUUUCCCAUAUGACAAUGAAGUAUUAGGAUGUCCAGACCGACUUGUUAUUACACCACUUACUGAUCGAUGUUACAUUUCCAUUGCACAAGCAUUGGCAAUGUCAUAUGGAGCAAGUCCUGCGGGACCAGCUGGCACAGGCAAAACAGAAACGACAAAAGACAUGGCUCGAACAUUAGGAAAAUAUUGUAUAGUACAAAAUUGUUCUGAUCAAUUUGAUUAUCGUGGUCUUGGUAAAACAUUCAAAGGUUUAGCCAUAAGCGGCUGUUGGGGAUGUUUUGAUGAGUUCAAUCGAAUAAAUCUCCCUGUUCUAUCAGUCGCAGCCCAACAAAUUCAAUGUUUAUUACAAGCAAAACGUGAACGACGUAAAGAAUUUCAUUUUACUGAUGGCGAUAAAAUUACAUCAAACGAUACAUUUGCAAUCAUUAUAACUAUGAAUCCUGGUUAUGCGGGUCGACAAGAAUUACCAGAGAAUUUAAAAAUUAAUUUUCGUAGUAUUGGCAAGUGGAACAGCUUCGGCAAUUUUCUUCUUCAUAUACUGUUUCUCGUUUCUAUUGCAGCUAUGAUGGUGCCUGAUAGACAAAUAAUCAUGAGAGUAAAACUAGCUAGUGGCGGGUUUUUGGGCAAUACAAAUCUUGCACAAAAAUUUUUUACACUUUAUAAAUGUUGCGAAGAUCAAUUGAGUAAACAAGUUCAUUAUGAUUAUGGUUUGAGAAAUAUAACUGCUGUUUUGAGAACACUGGGCACAGUAAAACGUACUCGCUCGAAAGAUCCCGAAGAUACAAUUGUAAUGCGUGUUCUACGUGAUAUGAAUUUAUCGAAAUUGAUUGAUGAAGAUGAACCGUUAUUCUUAUCUUUAUUAGAAGAUCUUUUUCCUGAUAUUAAAUUAGAUAAAGAAAGAUAUGAAGAUUUGCAGAAAGCUAUUCAGAAAAAAGUUGAUGAAGACGGUUUAAUUAAUUUUAAUGAUUGGAAUUUGAAAAUUAUUCAAUUAUAUGAAACGCAACGUGUUCGACAUGGAAUCAUGGUACUUGGACCAUCGGGAGCAGGAAAAACAAAAUGUUGUCAAGUGCUAAUGGGUACAUAUAAAAUUAAGCAAUGGUUACCACUAUAA
Messenger RNA from Rotaria socialis, 6774 nucleotides. NCBI's taxonomy places the organism in Eukaryota, Metazoa, Rotifera, Eurotatoria, Philodinida, Philodinidae. The record is from the annotation of a GenBank genome assembly.